Gigantopelta aegis is the source of this 1719-nucleotide messenger RNA. RefSeq names its product sodium/hydrogen exchanger 1-like. The record is from RefSeq and is a predicted model, not a curated record. Gene Ontology annotation, molecular function: sodium:proton antiporter activity. The transcript is spliced from 18 exons. Gene Ontology annotation, biological process: proton transmembrane transport; sodium ion transport; regulation of pH. Lineage: Eukaryota; Metazoa; Mollusca; Gastropoda; Neomphalida; Peltospiridae. Gene Ontology annotation, cellular component: membrane. Bases 1 to 1719 code for a protein of 572 amino acids.
AUGGUGACUUUACAAAGUAUUGUUGCUAUUUUUAGCAUUUAUGUUUUUGAUGUGAUCCUACCCUGUGGAUCAGCACCGACAAAUUAUAGCACGACACCAACAACACCAACACCAACACCAGAUGUAGCAGAUAAUAAUACGUCGGAUGAAGGGAUUCAAGUGGCCGGGUUGGAUUUCGAAACGGUUAAAUCUCCGCUGGUAUAUACAGUUGUUGUUUUGUUAGCAGGGCUGAGUAAAAUCAUUUACCAUUAUGCAAAUUUCUUAUCAGCAAAGGUGCCAGAAUCAUGUAUGCUGAUCAUUUUGGGGACCAUAUUUGGGGCAAUAAUUCAUUUUUCAGGGGCAGCUGAGCACUUACCACUGUUUUUUGCACCUCAUGCUUUCUUCCUGUUUCUCUUACCUCCGAUUAUACUCGAGGCAGCAUACAGUCUUCAUGAUCCAACAUUCGCAGAAAACUUUGGGAGUGUUCUGCUGUUUGCUGUUGUCGGAACAGUUCUGGCAUGUUUCAUGUUGGGUCUCACUCUGUAUGGGUUGGCCAUCAGUGGUGCUAUGGGUGUGUUACCGAUGCCAAUGUCUCUAGUUCAGAUUCUUGUCUUCUCAUCGUUAAUAGUAGCAGUGGAUCCCGUUGCAGUUCUUGCCGUGUUUUCUGAAGUCGGAGUCAACCAUGUUUUAUAUUUUCUUUUAUUUGGAGAAUCAUUGCUCAAUGAUGGUGCUACUGUGGUCCUCUAUAAAGUGAUGCAGAAUUACAAUACAAUGCAGAACAUACACCUUGAACAUAUUGUUCUGGGUGUUGUUAAGUUCAUCGUCGUGUGUCUCGGUGGUUUUAUUCUCGGCGCGCUGGCAGGAGCUGGUACGGCAAUUCUCACACGGUUUACCAGCAAGGUUAAAGUACUACAACCACUUGUUAUAUACACGAUGGCAUAUCUCGGCUUUCUUCUUGCUGAACUCUUUGAAUUCUCGGGUAUUAUCAGUCUUAUUAGCUGUGGCGUAACUCAGGUGCACUAUGCCUUCCACAACAUCAGCAACCAUUCCCGUACGACUGUGAAAUAUUUCACUAGGACUAUGAGCUCUGCGUGUGAGGUAGUGAUUUUCAUGUUUCUCGGUCUGGCGUUGGUGAGGGAGGAUCAUGUGUGGCACACAGGAUUCGUACUGUGGACCGUGUUGUUCUGUCUUCUGUACAGGUUCAUCAUUGUGUUUGGGAUGACGUUCCUCAUCAACAAGCUGGAUGGUGACAGAGUGAGGAAGAUCGGACUUGAUGAACAGUUCAUGAUUUCAUACGGGGGCCUGCGAGGUGCGGUGUGUUUCUCGCUCGUGGCUCUUCUCAACGAAGGUGAGAUUCCCAUGAAGGGUAUGUUUGUGACGACCACGCUCUUCGUCAUCAUGUUCACAGUGUUUAUUCAGGGUAGUACUAUCAAGCCAUUGGUGAGAUGUUUCCAGGUUCAGCUGGCACCAGAGAAACACGUCAGCAUGUCCAGUGAACUCACCUCUCAUGUAAUUGAUCAUUUGAUGGCUGGUAUUGAAGACAUCAUUGGAUUUCACGGCAGGUAUCAUUUCAAGGAACUCUUGGAGCAGUUUGAAGAGAAGUAUGUUCUGCACUGGCUGCAGAAAGAUCCACAGAGGAGAGACACGGAGAUUAAAGCUUUCUAUGAGAAAGUCAUUCUCAAGUCAGUUGGUUUCAUCUUCAGUUUUAACUCACCAGGGCGGGCCGUAGCCCAAUGGUAA